AUGGCUUCUUCACUUCUUUCGAGCUGCUUCCACUUCCUUCCACAUUUAUCUUUUCCAAAGAGUUCUCACACAAUGGAGAUGAUGCCAAGAAAUGGCUGGAGGAUAGUUACCUGGUGGCUUCUUACUCCAAUUUUGUAUCAACCCUAUCGGUGAGUUGAUAUGCCUCA
Molecule: messenger RNA, 167 nt
Organism: Capsella rubella
Lineage: Eukaryota; Viridiplantae; Streptophyta; Magnoliopsida; Brassicales; Brassicaceae
Source: RefSeq, a predicted model, not a curated record